UUGAAAUUUUGGUUCAGCAUUUUCUCUGUCUGGUUAUGGAGGUGUCUGGCCGUGCAGAUUGUAGUUAACUUAACCUUUCCAAGGCGAAAUUCGCCGAAACGUCAGCUUGUACGUAAACAAAGAAAUAAAGUAACACUUCGUGUUUUGAUAUUCCUUUCUGCAGAAGUCGUUCGAAUAUCGGCAACCAUCAGAUAUAGUUUAGUGUCGGACGAGUUGUUCUACGUCGGAGUGCACGUGCGACGAGGAAUCGACAUCUUGAUGAACGAGCGGAAUCUCCGGCACGGGCACGUAGCCGCCACUGCCGACUACUAUCGACGUGCCAUGCAAAUGGCGAAAGGAGACCGCGAAAAUGUGGUUUUCGUGAUCUGCUCGGAUAAUCCUUCAUGGGUAGCGAAUCACCUACCAGCUCAAGAGAAAGGCACACUCUUCUCGUGUCCGGGUAAGCAUCGUGAAGUGGAUAUGGCGAUUAUGACGCUUUGCGAUGCAUUGGUCUUAUCUACUGGAACAUUCUCCUGGUGGAGUGGAUUUCUGAAUCUAAAAGCCAAAGAGGUCAGGUUCUAUCCUAUUUUCUGUUGGCGGAAUUCCUGCUAUGUUGCAAAUUUUACUGUUUUUGAGCAAGACUAG
This is a messenger RNA of Angiostrongylus costaricensis, 624 nucleotides long. The record is from the annotation of a GenBank genome assembly. Lineage: Eukaryota; Metazoa; Nematoda; Chromadorea; Rhabditida; Metastrongylidae.